AUGUUUAAGAAGGAUCCUCAGCCUAAGGCAUCAGCUAAUAUCAAAUCUUCCGAAAGAAGGAGGCUUCUAGAAGAUAUUUGCAAAAACUAUGGUCUAUCACAAGAUAAGUUACCAAAGGAAGAAUUGAAUAAGAUAUUACCUAAAGUUACAAAACUUGCUAGUUUUAAGAGUAUACAGGGUUAUAGUGGAAGUAUUUACUAUGACGAGAAUGAAAUUCCAACUUGGUUCAAAUCAAGAGAUUCAAUAGUCUAUCCAACAUUAUUCACUGUAUGGAAGUGUCCUUAUAUUAUCCCUGUUAUUGCAACCCAUCCCCACGUCAUACAAGUUUUGGAAGGAGGAGCAGAUUUAAUGCUUCCUGGAACAGUACCUCCAUUUGACAGCAGAGCAAUUAAAGGAAAAGUUGUCGGUGUAGUGGAUACGGCUAAUCCGACGGUUGUUAAGUGUGUUGGUAUUAGUGGAGUGGAUUUACCAUCAUAUACUAGAGUCAUCGGUACGCAAGGGAUUGCUGUACAAGUACUUCAUCAUUCUAAAGAUGAAUUAUUCAAAAUAAAUGACUUGAUAGAUAUACCAGUUCCUACAGAACUUGAUUUAACCAUGCCUGUCAAUGAAGAAGAACCAAGUGAAGAAUCGCAGUCUGAACAAACUACAGAAUCAGAAGAACCAGAAGAGCAAGUGAAACUGGUAACAAGUCAAGCAUCUUCUCCUCGUAUAGAUGAUAUUGCAGAAACCUUAUCGACUCUUUCAUUAGAUCAAAUUGAUAAUUUUUAUAUCAGAUCAUUACAACAAACCAUCAAACUUGAUACUAUAGAAUUACCCAUAAUUGCAUCCACAUUUAUGUCAUCAUACAUCUAUAAAAAUUUACCUGUAAUUGAUAGCUCAUAUUGCAAUGUUAAGAAAACAUCAUGGAAAAAGACAUUUAAAUUUCUUAAAGCUAUGGUUAAAGAGAAAUUAUUAGAUGUUAAGGGUAAAGAUGAUGAUUUAACUAUUAUAAAGUUAAUGGAUAAAACUAAUCCAUUCAUUGAGAAUUUCGUUCCUCAUAAGACAAUUGGAUCACUUUCUAAAGUUGCAGCUGCUCCUACCCCAUCCAAAAAGGCAAAUGAAGCCUCUAUUAUACAUUUAUAUAAACCAACAAAGAAAGCAAGACCAUUUUUCAAUGCUACAACUGAGGACUUUGAAGCUUGUUAUACUGCCAAUGAACUUCGUACUAUUGUUAAUGAUUACACCAAGGUUAAGAAAUUAACUAACCCUAAGAACCCAAAGCAAGUAAUUCUUGACUUGCCAUUACUGCAGUUGGUAGAUGUAGCUGAAAACACACCAGUAGCAAGAGAUAAAGUAUUCAAGGAUGCUCUAAGCAAGAGUUUUACGGCAUUAUACCAAAUUGUCAUGCCUGGACAAGAUGAAAAAGACUGUGAAAUCUUCAAAGGUGAACCACCAAAGAUUUCAAUUAUAACUGAGAUGAAAAUAGGUAGAAAAGUUAUUACAAGAACCAUGAAUUUUGAAAAAUUCGGUAUUAAACCACAAUUGUUAUCAGAUGAAUUAAAAGUUAAAUGUUCUGGUUCAAGUACGGUUGGUCCUUGCGUUCAGAAUCCAAAAAUGACUGAAGUGACAGUUCAAGGUCCUCACUCAAAGAUCAUCAUUGAAUUGUUUAAAGAGAAAGGAGUCCCGAUUUCAUGCAUUGAAUUCGAAGAUAAAUUAAAGAAGAAAAAGAAAACUCAGUAA
Molecule: messenger RNA, 1719 nt
Organism: Scheffersomyces coipomensis
Lineage: Eukaryota; Fungi; Ascomycota; Pichiomycetes; Serinales; Debaryomycetaceae
Exons: 1
Coding region: 1-1719 (572 amino acids)
Biological process (GO): formation of translation preinitiation complex; translational initiation
Molecular function (GO): translation initiation factor activity
Source: RefSeq, a predicted model, not a curated record